Molecule: messenger RNA, 3513 nt
Organism: Anopheles gambiae (African malaria mosquito)
Lineage: Eukaryota; Metazoa; Arthropoda; Insecta; Diptera; Culicidae
Exons: 10
Coding region: 1-3513 (1170 amino acids)
Molecular function (GO): heme binding; oxidoreductase activity, acting on paired donors, with incorporation or reduction of molecular oxygen; iron ion binding
Source: RefSeq, a predicted model, not a curated record
AUGUUCUUCAUACCUGCACUCAUCGUGCUGCUCGCGCUUGUACUCUAUUGGAGCAAGCUUUCCCGCAAAACCAGUGCCCAGUUGUUCGGCAGAGAUAUUCCCGGUCCCCGGUCUUAUCCGCUCAUCGGUUCGGCCCAUCUAUUCUUGGGCUCAGACGAGCGAACCUUCAGUGUGAUAAAUGAGCUGUUCCGCAAAUACGGUAGCUUUUUCAAACUAUCGCUCGGCCCCAAGACGUUCUUGUGUCUGUCCGAUCCGGAUCUUAUUCAGCAAGCGCUCACAUCGAGCGCCUGUCAGGAUAAAGCGUUUUUCUACCGUUUUAUGGAGCUCGACUAUGGAUUGAUUUCGUCUCGCUAUACCGAUUGGAAGCUGUACCGAAAGUCGCUUAAUCCUGCCUUUAACCAACGCAUCCUUAUCAGUUUCAUAUCGAUCUUCAAUCGAUGCUCGGAAGUAAUGGUAGCACGCAUGGCAAAGGAGGCAGAUCGUAGACAACCGUUCGAUGUACUUCAUUACACCGCUCAGUGCGCGCUGGAGAUGGUAUUCGCUAGCUCCCUUAAGAGCGACAUUACGGACGAUGCGCAGCUGCAAGAGGCUUGCGAAGCUAUCCAAAAUAUGUGCACCAUCAUGAGUAGCCGUAUGUUUAAUGUGCUGCUUUACAGUGACCUGCUGUUUACGUUAACGCAUAAGUACCAUGAGCUACAGAAGAUGAAGGUAAAAGUGGAACGAGUGGUAAAUCCGAUUUUGUACGGAAGAAGAGAGAAACUUUCCAAGCAACGAUUGGAAAAUGCACACUCAGAGGACGAGGAGCAUUACCGGAAGCCGAUGGUUUUUCUUGAUCAGUUGCUGCACAUGCAGCGAGGUGGUCAAGACUUGGAAAUCCAGGAGAUUGAAAACCAUCUCAACAACAUCAUUGCAGCGGGCAGUGAUACGACAGCCAGCCAAGUUGCAUUCAUUCUGUUGAUGCUUGCAAUGCAUCCCAAGGUGCAAGAUCGGGUCCACGAAGAAAUCGUCUCCAUCUACGGUAGUGCCGCCCCGGACUUUUCGUACGAAACCAUUUCGGCUCAAACGUAUCUCGACCAGGUGAUCAAAGAAACGAUGCGAAUGUAUCCUGUGGGUCCAAUCAUCGGGCGGCAAACGAUCGAGACGGUGAAGCUGGGCGAUGUGAUCGUCCCACCCGGGGUAACGCUGCUCAUCAACAUUCUAACAGUGCAUCGCAACAAGGAGCUGUGGGGUGACCGAGCGCAUAUGUUCGAUCCGGAUCGAUUCGAUCCUGCACAGUACGAUGCCAAGAAGCAACAUCCCUUCAGCUAUAUUCCAUUCGGUGGAGGGCCCCGAAACUGCAUCGGCUAUCGGUACGGGAUGCUUGCCAUGAAAAUCAUGGUAACACAGGUACUUCGCAAAUAUCAACUGUCCACACCGCUCACGCCAAGCGAUUCAUUAAGACCCUUCUUCGCGAUAACACUCAAGAUUGGUACAGGCCACAGUAUAUGCGUAAAGCGUAGAACAAAUGAACGGGUCUACGAAGAAAUCGUCUCUAUCUACGGUAGUGCCGCCUCGGACCUUUCGUACGAAACCAUUUCGGCUCAAACGUAUCUCGAGCAGGUUAUCAAAGAAACGAUGCGAGUGUAUCCUGUGGCUCCACUUAUCGGACGGGAAACGAUCGAGACGGUGAAACUGGGCGAUGUGAUCGUCCCACCCGGGGUAACGCUGCUCAUCAACAUUCUAACAGUGCAUCGCAACAAGGAGCUGUGGGGUGAGCGGGCGCAUGUGUUCGAUCCGGAUCGAUUCGAUCCUGCACAGUACGAUGCCAAGAAGCAACAUCCCUUCAGCUAUAUUCCAUUCGGUGGAGGGCCCCGAAACUGCAUCGGCUACAGGUACGGGAUGUUUGCCAUGAAAAUCAUGGUAACGCAGGUACUUCGCAAAUACCAACUGUCCACACCGCUCACGCCAACCGACUCAUUGAGACUGUCCUUCGCGGUAACGCUCAAGGUUGCAUCCGAAAUUAGUUUGUGGCUGUCGGUCGGACGAGAAGGAGCGAAAAUGUUCUUCAUACCUGCACUCAUCCUACUGCUCGGGCUUGUACUCUAUUGGAGCAAGCUCUCCCGCAAAACCAGUGCCCAGUUGUUUGGCAAAGAUAUUCCCGGUCCCCGGUCUUAUCCGCUCAUCGGUUCAGCCCAUCUGUUCUUGGGCUCGGACGAGCAUACCUUCAGUGUGGUGAAUGAGCUGUUCCGCAAAUACGGUCGCCUUUUCAAACUAUCGCUCGGCCCCAAGACGGUCCUGUGUCUGUCCGAUCCGGAUCUUAUUCAACAAGCGCUCACAUCGAGCGCCUGUCAGGAUAAAGCGUUUUUCUACCGCUUUCUCGAGCUCGACUAUGGAUUGAUUUCGUCUCGCUAUACCGAUUGGAAGCUGUACCGAAAGUCGCUUAAUCCUGCUUUUAACCAACGCAUCCUUAUCAGUUUCAUAUCGAUCUUCAAUCGAUGCUCGGAAGUAAUGGUAGCACGCAUGGCAAAGGAGGCAGAUCGUAGACAACCGUUCGAUGUGCUUCAUUAUACCACUCAGUGCACACUCGAGAUGGUGUGCGCUAGCUCCCUCAAGAGCGACAUUACGGACGAUCCGCAAGCACGUGAGGCUUGCGGAGCUAUCGAGAAGAUGUGCGCCAUUAUGAGCAGCCGUCUGUUUAAUGUGCUGCUUUACAGUGACCUGUUGUUUACGUUAACGCAAAGGUACCGCGAGAUGCAGAAGGUGAGGGUUAACCUGGAACAUGUAGUAAAUCCGAUUUUAUACGGAAAACGAGAGAGACUUUCCAAGCAACGAUUGGAUAACGCACACUCAGAGGACGAGGAGCAUUACCGGAAGCCGAUGGUUUUUCUUGACCAGUUGCUGCACACGCAGCGAGGUGGUCGAGACUUGGAAAUGCAGGAGAUUGAAAACCAUCUUUACACAAUUAUUGGAGCGGGCAGUGAAACAACAGCCAACCAGGUCGCUUUCAUUCUGCUGAUGAUCGCAAUGCAUCCUGAGGUACAAGAUCGGGUCCACGAAGAAAUCGUCUCCAUCUACGGUAGAGCCGCCCCGGACUUUUCGUACGAAACCAUUUCGGCUCAAACGUAUCUCGAGCAGGUGAUCAAAGAAACGAUGCGAGUGUAUCCUGUGGCUCCACUUAUCGGACGGGAAACGAUCGAGACGGUGAAGCUGAGCGAUGUGAUCGUCCCACCCGGGGUAACGCUGCUCAUCAACAUCCUUACCUUGCAUCGCAACAAGGAGCUGUGGGGUGAGCGGGCGCAUGUGUUCGAUCCGGAUCGAUUCGAUCCUGCACAAUACGAUGCCAAGAAGCAACAUCCCUUCAGCUACAUUCCGUUUGGUGGAGGUCCCCGAAACUGCAUCGGCUAUCGGUACGGGAUGUUUGCCAUGAAAAUCAUGGUAACGCAGGUACUUCGCAAAUACCAACUGUCCACACCGCUCACGCCAACCGACUCAUUGAGACUGUCCUUCGCGGUAACGCUCAAGUGCUUGCCAUAA